Messenger RNA from Glycine soja, 1386 nucleotides. Its product is annotated as rust resistance kinase Lr10-like. The record is from RefSeq and is a predicted model, not a curated record. Gene Ontology annotation, molecular function: ATP binding; protein kinase activity. Bases 1 to 1296 code for a protein of 431 amino acids. Lineage: Eukaryota; Viridiplantae; Streptophyta; Magnoliopsida; Fabales; Fabaceae. Gene Ontology annotation, biological process: protein phosphorylation. The transcript has 3 exons.
AUGCAUAGGGCUCUAGUCUAUGGAUUCGAGAUUUCAUGGAUGCGUUUCGCCUGUGAGGAGGAGGAUUGUGGAGACCAUGGUUCCUGCUAUUUUGACUUUGACAAGCAGAAGCCUCGUUGCGUGGUUUGUUCUGCCUUCCCUUGGGAAAAGGGAAAGAAGUGUGGGAUACUGGAACAACUACAAAUGGCUGCAGAAUUUACAUCCGACAUUGUUCUUAUAUCAUGGGCAUGCAAAUUUUUGUUUGGGGUGCCGCUGAUUAUUGCGUUUGUCAUUUACAAAUGGCGAAAAAGACAUUUAUCCAUGUAUGAAAGUAUUGAAAACUAUCUAGAACAAAACAACUUGAUGCCUAUUAGAUACUCAUACAAGGAAAUUAAGAAGAUGGGUGGGGGUUUCAAAGACAAGUUGGGCGAAGGAGGAUAUGGACAUGUGUUCAAGGGAAAGUUGCGUAGUGGGCCUAGUGUGGCAACUAAAAUAUUGGGUAAAUUAAAAGGUAAUGGACAAGAUUUUAUCAAUGAAGUUGCAACUAUUGGAAGAAUACAUCAUCAAAAUGUAGUACAAUUAAUUGGAUUUUGUGUUGAGGGAUCAAAACGUGCUUUGCUUUAUGAAUUUAUGCCCAAUGGAUCUCUCGAUAAAUUUAUUUUUUCUAAAGAUGGAAGUAAGCAUCUAAGCUAUGACAAAAUAUAUAAUAUAUCAAUUGGAGUUGCUCGUGGGAUUUCUUAUCUCCACCAUGGGUGUGAGAUGCAGAUUUUGCAUUUUGAUAUCAAGCCCCACAACAUCUUACUAGAUGAAAAUUUUAUCCCAAAAAUCUCUGACUUUGGAUUGGCAAAGCUAUAUCCAAUAGAUAAUAGCAUUGUCACAAUGACUGGAGUAAGAGGGACAAUUGGGUACAUGGCUCCAGAAUUAUUUUAUAAAAAUAUUGGAGGAAUAUCCUAUAAGGCUGAUGUUUAUAGUUUUGGAAUGCUUUUGAUGGAGAUGGCAAGUAAAAUGAAAAACCUAAAUCCUUAUGCAGAGCGUUCAAGCCAACUAUACUAUCCUUUUUGGAUUUAUAAUCAUCUUGUAGAAGAGAAAGAUAUAGAAACGGAAGAUGUCACAGAGGAGGAAAAGAAAAUAACAAAGAAGAUGAUCAUAGUUGCACUAUGGUGCAUACAAUUGAAACCAAAUGAUCGCCCAUCGAUGAACAAGGUAGUGGAAAUGCUUGAAGGAGACAUUGAGAACCUAGAAAUACCCCCAAAGCCUACUCUAUAUCCACAUGAAACGACGAUAAGGGAUCAAAGAACACCAAACAAUAUCGAAUGACUUCAUUAGUUCUGAUUUUUCCAUGUAAAUUGUAACUAACCUUCUGCUAGAGAAUACUAUUUGGCAAUGCACAAUAGCUUAUUAUUUGUA